Diospyros lotus (date-plum) is the source of this 853-nucleotide messenger RNA. Its product is annotated as protein RGF1 INDUCIBLE TRANSCRIPTION FACTOR 1-like. Bases 1 to 711 code for a protein of 236 amino acids. The transcript has 4 exons. The record is from RefSeq and is a predicted model, not a curated record. Lineage: Eukaryota; Viridiplantae; Streptophyta; Magnoliopsida; Ericales; Ebenaceae.
AUGAUGAAGCCUGCGUGGUUGGAAGGACUAAUGGCAGAGGAGACAUUCUUUGCAGCUUGUGGGUUCCACAAGAGGAUAUGGAAGAACGAGAAGAACAUCUUCUGCUUGAAUUGUUGCCAAAGCUUUUGCACCCACUGCCUUUCUUCUCACCCAUCUCAUCCCUUUCUUCAGGUGAGGAAAUAUGUCUAUCGUGAUGUUAUUAAAUUAGACGAUCUUCAGAGUCUCAUUGACUGUUCCUAUAUUCAGCCAUAUACCCUUAACAAUGCCGAAGUGAUAUUCCUGCAUUCGAGGACUCGAACUCGAACUCGGCUUUGCAAGGGUUCCGACAACGUCUGCUUCAACUGCGACCGGAUCCUUAAGGAGCCUUUUCACUUCUGUUCUCUUUCGUGCAAGGUGGAUCACUUGGUAUGCAAAGGUGAGGGUCUGUCGAAUAUUCUGCACCGGCUAGACGAAUCCAAUCUCGCACCAUCUAAAAUUGAAUCCGAGGGAUUUCAAGGCGUCGACGUUCUCAAUCCGGCGGCGAACGAUGAGAAAAUCACCGGUAGCUACGACGUCCUGGAGGAACCGGCGGCGAAGUUCAAAGCCUCAUCGUCUUCAAGCAACGCACUGGAAGACUGCGGAAAAUCAUUGGAUCCGAUGAAGAAAGAAGGUAAAUCCCUCCCUAUAAGAAGAAGAAGAAAGGGAACUCCUCGCAGGUCUCCUCUUUCUUGAGUUGGGAAUGAACUUUAGGGAAAUUAAUACCGAAAAGGUUUUACUAUAUAUCCGAACUGUUAUUUAUAUGUCUCUAGUCUAGUGAGCUUUAAUUGUUCAGAAAAGGUUCAUGAAUUGCAACUUUUUUUAAAUCAAGAAUCAU